This is a messenger RNA of Penicillium diatomitis, 3852 nucleotides long. RefSeq lists its product as uncharacterized. Gene Ontology annotation, biological process: mitotic spindle assembly; astral microtubule depolymerization. The transcript is spliced from 4 exons. The record is from RefSeq and is a predicted model, not a curated record. Gene Ontology annotation, molecular function: microtubule binding. Gene Ontology annotation, cellular component: mitotic spindle midzone; microtubule organizing center; mitotic spindle. Bases 1 to 3852 code for a protein of 1283 amino acids. NCBI's taxonomy places the organism in Eukaryota, Fungi, Ascomycota, Eurotiomycetes, Eurotiales, Aspergillaceae.
AUGGAAGCAAAAGCGGCAGAGCUUCUGGCAGCCUUCAAAAACCCGAAUGUUUCAAUUGACGCCAAGGUCGCUCAUCUGACGGCCAUUAAGUCGGACAUCAAGCAAAAGAAUGUGCCUGAAGGCGCCGUCCCAAUCAUUUUCGACACUCUGCGCCUGGCUCUCACAUCCCAACAUUAUUCAGUCCUCGGAGCUGGAUUUUCCACCCUCGGUCACUUCCUGAAACGUCUGACGAUUCAAGAUCAGCAACAAUGGAUUGUCAGUCAGGCGCGCAACUUCUAUCACAUUCUCCUGGAGCGACUUGGGGACCACAAGGAGCGGAUUCGAUCACAAGCGGCGUCAAUCUUCACGGAAUUAUGGGCUGUGGCACCCACUGAAGUCGAAUAUUAUGUUCUCGAGACUGCCUUAACUGGCAAGAAUCCGCGGGCCAAAGAAAUGAGCAUGUUGUGGCUCUCAAACAUGACCAAGCACCAUGGACUGCUGUUCCGUCAGUACGUAUCUUCGCUGGUCUCGUGCUUAGAGGAUGCAGACAGCGCCGUACGAGACACGGCGAGAAUGGUGGUGGUCGAAUUGUUCCGAACUGCUCCCGCGCGAGCCAAGUCGGACUUGCAGAAACAGCUGCUGGCACGGGGUGUGCGCAAAUCAAUUGCUAAUGCCAUUCUCGCUGGAAUUGGUUUGAGCGAUUCGGAGCCGCCGAGCUCGGUUCGCUCCCUGUCUCGCGCCGACAGGCCCAUCUCGGUAAUGUCGUCGAGAUCGAACAUGCGGGAUCUCGUUGAAGAUGAUAUUGUUGACACGCACGAAGAAGCAGAGCCAAUCCGACAUCGUCCGGAAUCAUCGAGGAGCCAUUAUGAUUGGUCGACUCCCGCCCCUCCAGAAGCCCCUUCGAGGCCCAAACCUCCAGCGGAGCCGCAAAGCUUACCGCAUGCCUCCUCUGAAGACGAUGGAAUUGAGCCUUUUCUAGUUGCGUCAGCAAGAGACAUUGAUGAUACCGUGCGAGACAUGCUUCCGUGGUUUGAGGGCAGGGAAUCGGAAGACAAUUGGCUGAAACGUGAGAAGAAUGUCAUUCUUUUCCGUCGCCUCACUCGGGGCAAUGGGCCCCAAGAUUUUCCUCAAAGCUACAUCCAUGGAGUCAAAACUCUGCUCGAUGGGAUUUUCAAAGUUGUCCACUCUCUGAGAACUACAUUGUGUACCAAUGGCUGUCUUCUGGUCCAAGAUAUCGCUCGGACAUGUGGCCCAAAGAUGGACCAUAUGGUUGAGAUAACCAUGCAAAACCUAAUCAAGCUCUGCGGGUCCCUGAAGAAGAUAGCUGCACAAAAUGGCAACGCCACUGUGGAUGCCGUCAUCGGAAAUGUCUCCUACAACAUCCGUAUUCUUCAGCACGUUCAGUGGGCUUCUCAAGAGAAGAACUUGCAACUUCGAUUGUUCGCCGCUGGAUGGCUUCGAACCUUGAUCAGGAGACAGGCCCAUCAAAAAGCUACUGUCGAACACGGCGGCGGUCUGGAUCUCAUCGAAAAGGCCCUCAAGAGGGGGCUCGCAGAUGCAAAUCCUGCAGUGCGAGAGGCUGUGCGUAGCACGUUUUGGACAUUCUACAAUGUUUGGCCGGAUCGAGCGAAUGCAAUCAGUGCAACUCUCGACGCAAAGUCCCGAACACUACUUGAAAGAGAUCCAUCCAAUCCUAACGCUUCCAAGACCGCUUCCACGCCCACAAAGGCUUCGGCUGGCCCUAGCGCCAGUCGCUCAGCGUUAAAAGAGGCCAUUGCGGCCAGGAAGAGAGCUCUACCCCCGCCGCGACCAGAGUCCGCCCAGUCUACAGUUGUCGAUUCAGAUGGGACGACAAGGCCUCCCGCUCGCACACUACAUACAGUUGCACCCCUCUCUUCUCUCUCGUCUGCUCCCAUGCGACCUGCUAUGAAGCCACGUCGGCCUGAAAUCAGCCGCCCGGCAACUGCGGAUCCAUACGCCCGUAGACCUGACUCUCGAACCGCUCAGAACGUGCCUUCAACGAGCGGAUCUCCUAGGGCAGUGCGUCCAAAGGCCUCCACGCCCUCCUCAAAACCUACGUCUGGGCCUCGCCUCCGAGCUCAAGAUGCUGAACAAUCGAGUACAACUAGAGGCAGGCCGAAAAAGCUUGAUCUGUCGAAAUCUAAAUCUCAUGGAGAUUUGGCGGCCGCGAGUCAUUCUCGCAGCGACUCUGGCGCAAGCGUUCCACCGUCCCCGCAAGCCAUUAAUGAGGGUCAGCUUAGCGAGCACGACAAGCCGACAUCAACCGUAACGGAGAGUGACCUCUUCUCUGUCUCGCGCCCGACGCCUCCCUCGCAUGGAAUUCCCGACGCUCUGCAUCUGCAUUCCAGGCCUACAAAAGAGCCGCCAUCCUCUCGUGUCCCUGAAGAAAGCACAAAGCUUGCUCCACAACUCUUUGAAGCGAAUCACGAAGCACCAAUGUAUCCUGCUUCCCCAAUCGUCGCAUCUGACUGCCAAGCGAAGACUCAAACAGAACCAGUCAUCAUAUACGAAGAUCCAGAUUCGCCGGUCGUGACAGAACCCAAAACGCCUCGAUUAUCUCCGUCCCGAAUUUCCAGUCCAGCGAAGUCUGCUCGUCAUACCGACGAACAUGAGCAGGACCGCGUCUCAAUGCCGGGCUCUCCUGCAGCACCUCAAACACCUCCCAAAUCCACGUUCCCAGAGCUGGCUUCCAAUGAGAAUGUUCAAGAGGACGGUUCCACCGAACCACGGUUUCCUUCACCUCAGAAGACUCCUCUUCGAGGUACUCCCUCUCCCAUAAGACACCGAGUUCAUCACGCGCCAUUCCCGCACGGUGCCAACCUGCCGCCUUCGUCCUUACCAAAAGCCGUCACGCCCAAGGCGUUCGCCCGUAGUCUGAAUGACGAGAAUGUUUUCGAACAUACCUCGAAGAACGAUGGCUCUACCACGACCCCGCGAUCUGCAGUGAAGCCCAGCGCUUUAGAGGAAGUUCCGUUGAAUGAGUCCACCCCACGGCUUUCAGUGGAAUCAAGAGGGCGGCCUCAGGAAUCGCCAGCACUUUCAACGAUUGAGGAACCCACAUUUCGCCACCGGCGCAAGUGGGCAGAGCGACACCGUAGCCCAAGUCCUCGCUCAAAGGAUCCAGCCAACGCCCAAGAGAUGCUGAACAAGGCGCUGAUUCGAAUCACUUCGCACACUAUGGAUAUCUCAGGAUACAGGAAGCUGCAAGGUCUCUUCCAGUAUCACGGCGAGGCCAUUGUCUCGCGCGAAGGCGAAUACUACGCGCUGCUGGAGGCUCUUUUGCGCGAGCUCGAAGCAGCCCCACUCAACCGAAAAGACCAUGACGUGAAGACACAGAUAUUAGCUACGAUACGCUCAAUGAUUCUUCGUACUGGCACACUUUUUCAUCGAUACGAUGUGCCCGCCAUGGCCUCUCUGAUCCAAGCUCGGCGGCAUUAUGAGUCCAAUUCGCAUUUUGUGACUUGCCUUGAAGAAGUGGCCGAACAAUUGGCCUUGCUUCUCCCUCCACAAAUAGUGAUCGAAGGUGUGCUACAAGGCAUUGACACGGACGAUGCUACGGAGAGCGGCAUGAACGACGAUAUGUAUCGUUCUGUUAUCAUGGGACUUGCCACUGUGCACCAGGCGCUCUCCAAGGGACCUGUUGAGCUAUCCGAUGACAGCUUGGCUCAAAUUGGCACAGUUGUCAGCAAGCAACUCGGCCAUACUCGACCUGGAGUACGAAAGCAGGCAACGGAGCUUUGUACUCUGCUGAAUAUCAAGUUCGGCCCCGAGCGCAUGCAAAAGGUCACGCCUCCCGCGGGCGAGGGCUCACUUAACCUCUUGACCUAUUUCAUGGCCCGUCGCACCCAAUGA